Acanthaster planci (crown-of-thorns starfish) is the source of this 1894-nucleotide messenger RNA. Its product is annotated as centromere protein O-like. Gene Ontology annotation, cellular component: kinetochore; Mis6-Sim4 complex. Lineage: Eukaryota; Metazoa; Echinodermata; Asteroidea; Valvatida; Acanthasteridae. The record is from RefSeq and is a predicted model, not a curated record.
UCCAACUACAUGUACCUUACGUUCGCGUUGCAGUUGCGAAUAGCACACAUACUGUAGGUGUACAUGACUAACGUUAGACAUGAACCCGUCUAGUCUGCCCGCAUUGUUUCUGAUUUCCUCGUUUUGGUUUAUAUAAGACUUGAUAAGUACGUGAAUGGCGUGUUUUCAAAAUAAGCUGUGUAUAAGUUCAUCUUGAUUUAAGCAAGAAUACGGUAAUGUACAUGUACAUUGAAGACUGGCGGAGCUUUGCGUGGACCCAUGCCUAACCGCUAACUUUACUUGCAUAACCAACUGCUACAUGUAAUUUUGCUAUGAGUCACUGCAUAGCUGCAGGGCCUACUCAGCUCCGUCAUGUCCUUGUCGGCCGCGCCGAGCAUAGUGACAGUAUUUCCUAACAUGCCUACGCUAACUGAACAAUGUUUUCUGUGGUCACACUGUUUUGUACGCUCAUAAAAUCCUGAAGACUGCAAUACCAUACAGGUUCCUGAGCUUUCAACAAGUUAACAUUUGGUUGAGUGCAUCAAUUGCCUGACUUUUGAUGAAAUGGAUGACAGCCGUGCUUUAAAACGAUUGGCCCAUGGUACAUUGCAUAGUCUGCAGAGACUGGAGGACAUGACGCAUGAUGAGGCGGAUGAAAAGGAAAGUGUGGCCAAGCAGCAACGUCAGCUGUUAGCACUACAGAAAUCACUCCAGCAACUAAAUCAGUUGAAGGAUAGGCUAACCUAUAAACUGAAUCAUGGUCCCUCAAAGAUACUAAGUGACCUGUUGGGGGAUGAAGACGCAGAUAUUGAAGUCGGCUCAGAGGCCCAGCAUGCUGCCGUCACCAGCUCAGUAGCAUUUGCCAAGAGACUCAAGACUUUAGAAUUCCUUCAAGCUUACAGAUUAUCAGGUGUCACUGUGACAAGUGUAAGUGAUAGACGUGUGCGGCUACGAUGGGAGACAUUCUAUCAGGGAGAGUAUCAUGAGCCGUACUAUAUGGAGCUGGAGUUCAAAGGUCACCUGCAGGUGUACAGACACACGUUGCCUCACUUUCUGCCGCUCACAAGCAUUGCUGAGGCACACUUGAAUGAGGAUUUGACCUGCUUUGUUGAUGAGAUCGGUGAUUUGCUGAAUGCAUAUGUGUCCAGGCAGCAGCAAGUUGCACAACUGAAGGUGGACCAUUCUCCUACCAUCAUUGACGGUAUUCAUCACAGUCAGUCAUUAGAUUACAUACAGAUAACCCUUCUGCCUAGUGAGAGAAGUGCCCGUCAGCUGAAAGUAGACCUGUAUUAUGAUGACUUACAUGCCACACGUCCAACAAAGGUUCAUGUCUCUGAUUACGAUGAUGUCAGUGAUUCAGCCCUUGUAGAAAAGCUGAAAUCUUCACUGAAGCAAAGUGAGCUAUCCAAGGCCUUAUCUUCAGUAAGGCAUGACGGUACUUCACAGCCUGUGAGGUGAUCUGCUGCAGCUGUUCUGUACUACGUGCACUUCCUUCCAGCAACAAGCCAUGGACAGUUUAUCCCAGUAUUUGGAAGUUUCAAAGUGAUGUGUCUGGUGAUCCGUUUUCAUUACUAACAAUCAAGUUACAGCACUGACACAAUAUCGUAACCAGCCUGAUUAUUGUCAAAUUAUGUUGGCCUGAGUGGUUAAAAGGUACCCAUCAGUUGUUUGGGAGUCAACAGAGCAGGGAAGCUUGUUUUGAGUUUAUACACUUGUUAUCAGAAAGCGCAGUCCUCCAAUGAGGAUUUUACGUUGGGCCAUCCUAUCAUGUUCAAUCAAUUUUGGAAGAAUAAUUCCUUACUGAAACCACCCCGUAAAACACUCGUGUUGGAAUGUUGCCUUUGUCUUCCUCAAGUAAUAUUUAACAAAAGUCACAUGGAGAUAGGUAAAAACGAAUUUUCUUAACGACCUUUCA